AAACUCUGCUUGGAAGAAUAUUAGUUUGUACUUCAGCUGGAGUGUAUGAUAAAUCGGCACGUGCUGAAAGACAAAGCAAUGAUUGAAUAGCUCCUGGUAACGGAAAGAGACUAUUUGAAGCAUUUAGCCCAGUUCCCCACAAUUAUGGGCAAAGAUGCGAUAACUGUCACAUAGAAAAGUCUUCUUCCCCAGGAAAACACUUUUUAGUGCUCUCUAACAAACUUCAAGCUUCCUGGUAGAUAUUGGUGUUCUAUUAUCACAGAAAAAGGCAAGUAGAGAUCAAGUGAAUGUUGUGUUUCAGAUCCAUGCAGUAAUGAGGAGUCUGCAAGGUAAAACUUCUGAUUAGCCAGGGAAGUGGACUGUGCCUUCAUGCUACUGAGAAGACACCUUUCUGUCUCACUUUUUUUUAUUUUUUUCAGUGUUUAUGUAAUUAAAACAAUACAAGAAUUGAUAUGUACAGGAUUUUUAGAUUAAGAUUGCAUUUCAAAUUUUAUUGUAAAAUUAAUUCUGUUCUGAGAUUACUUAAAGUCUUAGCCUAUAUCUUCUUUUAAUGUAUCCUGUAGUGUGUAAAAGCAAAUAGAAUUGCAUUUGUAAUUGUCCAGAGUGGGAACUACCACUUCACAGGCCGCUCAUUCAGAAUUAGGCUUAGACUUCCUUUCUUCUCUCCUCUCCAUCCUUGAAGACCUGAACAAAGCUUUCAUGGUAAAAAAUGAUGGUCGUCACUAUGGUGCUGUCAGUUGUGAGGGAUGCAAAGGUUUCUUUAAAAGGAGUGUGAGGAAGAAUUUGACCUACAGUUGUCGUAGCAACCAGGACUGUAUCAUCAAUAAACACCAUCGGAAUCGCUGCCAGUUUUGUAGGCUUAAGAAAUGUCUAGAGAUGGGCAUGAAAAUGGAAUAUUUACCACACUUGUUUGGCACAUUGGAGACUGAGCUUAUUUUCUUCCAGUUAUCAAGUAGAAGUAUUUUAAGUUCUGAAAAGUCUGCAUGUCUCUAUCUUUAUGUAGCUGUUCAAAGUGAAAGAAAGCCUUUUGAUGUGCAACGUGAAAAACCAACCAACUGUGCAGCUUCCACUGAAAAAAUCUAUAUCAGAAAAGAUCUACGAAGCCCUCUAAUAGCAACUCCAACAUUUGUGGCAGAUAAAGAUGGGACGCGCUCAGCAGGUCUUCUUGAUCCGGGAAUGCUUGUGAAUAUUCAGCAGCCUUUGAUCAGGGAUGAUGGUACGGUGCUCCUAGCUGCUGACUCCAAGGCUGAAACAAGCCAGGGUGCUUUAGGAACACUAGCAAAUGUUGUAACAUCUCUUGCUAAUCUCAGUGAGUCACUAAAUAAUGGAGAUACUUCUGGAGUUCAACAAGAGGAGCAAUCCGCAAGUGAGAUUACACGGGCAUUUGAUACUUUGGCUAAAGCACUUAAUACCACAGAUGGUACAGCAGCUCAUAACUUGGCAGAUGGGAUGGAUCCUACAGGAGGAGGGAAUAUUCAUGUAAUCAGUAGAGAUCAGUCAACACCAAUUAUUGAAGUGGAAGGACCCCUACUUACAGAUACACAUGUCACAUUUAAGCUGACAAUGCCCAGCCCGAUGCCAGAGUACCUUAACGUACACUACAUCUGUGAGUCAGCAUCACGACUGCUUUUCCUCUCUAUGCACUGGGCUAGGUCCAUACCAGCAUUUCAAGCUCUUGGGCAGGACUGUAACACAAGCCUCGUACGUGCCUGCUGGAAUGAGCUGUUUACCCUGGGCUUGGCGCAGUGCGCUCAGGUGAUGAGUCUAUCCACCAUCCUAGCAGCUAUUGUCAAUCACCUCCAGAACAGCAUACAGGAAGAUAAACUUUCUGGAGACAGAAUAAAGCAAGUCAUGGAACACAUCUGGAAGCUUCAGGAGUUCUGUAACAGCAUGGCCAAGCUUGAUAUUGAUGGAUAUGAAUAUGCAUACCUUAAAGCUAUAGUCCUCUUUAGCCCUGAUCACCCUGGUCUGUCCAGUUCAACACAAAUAGAAAAAUUCCAGGAGAAGGCACAGAUGGAAUUGCAGGACUAUGUACAAAAAACCUAUCCAGAAGAUACUUAUAGGCUAGCUCGGAUUCUAGUUCGCCUGCCAGCGCUUAGGCUGAUGAGCUCUAGCAUUACCGAGGAACUGUUUUUUACUGGUCUCAUUGGAAAUGUUCCCAUUGACAGCAUAAUCCCCUACAUUCUCAAAAUGGAAACAGCAGAAUAUAAUGGUCAAAUAACUGGCACAUCUGCGUAGUGGGAACAACACAAUUUGGUGGAUCAAAGUAAUUUUUAUAAAACAUACAAUUAUCAAGUUGAAAGAAUGGCAUUUUGGUAUGUACAGAUAUUCCAGCUUGUUAUCAGCUUCCUGUCAGAUUUCUCCUGUCUGUUGACAAAAUGUAAGCCAUUAGAAGACUGCUGUAGGACCUUUUCUGCCACAAGGAAUAUUUUUGAUGCCUUUCAUUUAAAAGGCUAUAGAUUACUGAACAUACUUUUCACAUACUUUGUAUUUAGAAGUUAUCAGUGGUUAAAAAUAGUUUUAUAAUAUCAGAGAUUAGUAAUAAAAUUACUUUAAAAGUAAAAAGAACAGUAUGUAUAUAUUUAAAAAUAUCCUUGGAAUUAAUAUCUAAUAAAUGCCAGGGUGUAAUACUAGCACUUUGUAAUCACUUCUCGUCAAAGCGACGUCAUCGACAUCCUGCUUAUGAGUAUGAAAAAUGAAAAAAAUUGCCAAUGUCCUUAGUCAAAAUGCUAGUGAUUUCUGUGCAAAAGUAGAAUGCUACAGGAGACAAUCAUUUAUUCUACAAAAAGUCACUUGCUCUUACAUCACGCAUGAAAUAUUAAUGUGGAUUCUAAAAUCCAUGUUAUACAACACUAUACUCCAUUAAAUUAGUGCAGUCGUAAUUCACAGUACGAUGCAGUUGUAGUGACUAUUACAUGCUACAGGAAUUACCCAAACAAGGAGAAAACAUGUUUCAUGCCACAGUAAUGAUGAAAUGUUUGGUUUCCUUAAAUUUUCAAUUCAGACCAAUGCGGUCAUGACAAAUGUUAUCUGAAUAGGAAGCCUUUUGAUUGUGGGGAAAAUCAGUCAUUAACUGGAAGAACAAUAAUUUUCAAAGAGCUGUGUGAUGCUCUUUGUAUUUCCAAAUUUACUCCUCCUCUCUGUGCUCCUGAACACCCUCGCUAUCCAGCCAAAGGUACAAUUCAAAACCUGAAACGUGCCGGCCCUCUGGCUGUCAGCAUAAGUGUAUUACAAAGUUCUCUUACUUUGUUUGUAGGCACGGUGGUGUUGGGCUGAUGGUUGGACUUGAAGGUCUUGGAGGUCUUUUCCAACCUUAAUGAUUCUGUGAUUCUUCCUCCACUCCUCCCUCCCCUUGCCUGAAUCCCAAUUCUACAGUGCUCUCAACCUUCCUGUGACUCAAUUUGAAACUGAAAUAUAGUUAGGAUUUACAUUCAUUCAUUCAUGUACCACUGCAGUUAAUGACUGAGAUAACAUGGAGUUAUAAAAAUAACUACUUUUUAGUUGUCUAGAGUGAUGAGCGAUCAACAUGUUUGCUAGUAUUGGCCAUUAGCUACUAGCAUGCUUUCAUUUUAGUAUAAUUUAUUAUUAUGGACAUGAAAUAUUUUAAGCAAUCAAAGUUUAAGAAAAAGUCAUGGCAAUUAAUAACUUCAUCUGAUCCUGGUUUAUUAGAUGCAUCAAUUAUUUUAAUUAUUUGUAUGAUAGUGGCAUUUUCUACUUGUAUAUUUCUAUGUGACAAAAUCUAAUGAUAAGUGCAGCACUUUUGUUUUUCUUCUGUUAUUCAGUUGUAUUUAGAAACACCAGCCAGGUUGGUGUUUGUGUCUUUUAAGGGUCUGAAUUGUAGCUGAAAGACCUUAAGCAGUUCUAGAUGAGGCUUCUGCUGUAACAGAAAGUCCUGACCUGGUGCACUUCAUUCUCAUUAGGAGGCUCAUGCUUGUAGCACCAUUGUGAUACAGGACGCUAUUUAAUUUUAGCUUCUGGAUGUAUUAAAGUCUUCUGUAAUUGCUAUUGUUACAGCAUUCAGGAUCUUCUUCUCACCAGAGGAUGUUACAAAGAGUGCAAUAUACAUGCAGAGAUUUGUAAUAUUGCACUUUGAUUUCUCUUGGCUUUUGCUAUAGCAAAUAAAACUCUCAAAUUUUUAAUGUGAUGGAAGUUCCGUGCUCUGAAUGCUCAGUCAACUGGAAUGCAGAAUUUUGUACUGGCUGUUUUAUUGCAGUGUAACGACUUGUAUAAUUGUGUCGGCACUUCUGAUGCAAAGUCCCUGUUUUAAGGGUAUACGGCUUAAAAUUAAUUGUGAUACUAACAGCAUCAGAAGAUGCAGCUACCUUGGAAAGACUUGUGACCAUUUUUGUUAAAAUUGGAAAUGUUACUGGGUCAUGUCACUGUUGUUCUGACAGCAGGUAUGCAUUGAACUGUUGUGAUGUUUUUCAUUGCAGAAAAAGAUUAUGCUGUUAAAUUUGUUUUCAGUAUUUUGAAAAAUCAUUUAAGCAGACAAGUAAGGAUUGUUAAUGACAAAUGAAACAUUCCUUAGCACAAAAGUUAGUCCUUGGAAUCUUUUUUCCCAAAUUUGAAUGCACACCAACGAGCUUUUUCAUGACAAAUGUAAUGUCCAUUUCCAGUUUUUCAAGUACAACAGCCCCAUUUUCUGUACAGAAGUUUGUCUUCCUAAUUUUCCUUACUUGUGCUGUGAGCAUAGCAGUUCAGAAAUCAAAAUAAAGCCACUACAGUUAUUUGGGAACAGAGGGAUCACAUGAAAUAGAACUUAAAAUUAUUUUACAUUUGUAAAUCAAAAUAGUAAAUAUGAGCUCUGUUUACAAAUAAACUACACUCCCUACAAAUGCAAGGCCACAUAAUGCUAUCCUUCAUCUAUCUCUGGUAGUUAGUUACUCUGCAAACAGUUCUUUGCACUUUAGGGAUUAAAUGUUAAUUUCUGUAAAUGAAGUAACAGCAGUGCAAUCCAUAUCUGGGGUUUAUUUACUGUGCAAAUGAAAUGAAGCUGUUCCAUACUUAAGAUUCUGAUAUGACCACCUAAAAGCUCUGAAGUCUCUCUUUGUGUAGCAUAAUCAAUGUGAUUUGCUGGUUUGUGUUAGUCAGAACCAAGCUAAUUUGGUCCUUAAACCAUUAGCAAAAAGUACUUUCUCUAACUGUACACUAUUUUGAUUCCAAGUUUGAGUUGUAGAAAUCUGGGCAGCAGAUGGUAGAUUGUAGAGCUUGAGGAAAAACUCAGAAUCAAUUUUUAAUUUUUUUUUUUCAUAUUUGAAUAUUAGCUGUAAAUAAUAAGAUAGAUGUGAUUAAGAACCUAACACUUCUUUCUCACAUGCUGCUAAAGGGCUGUAAUAUACAUCGGCAUACAGAUGUGCUAUAUGAUGGAGAGACACUGAAAACAGUCACAUAAAACACUGCCAUAUAAAACUAUAAACCAUCUUCUCCUGUGCAGUACGGCUCCUUUGUGCUAAAUUUCAAAUGUAAUCACAGGAUCAUGGAAUGGCUGAGGUUGGAAGGGACCUCUGGAUGUCAUCUGGUCCAACCCCACUGCUCAGGUAGGGCUACCUAGAGCCAGUUGGCCAGGACCGUGCCAGGUGGCUUUUGAAUAUCUCCAAGAUGGGGACUCCACAACCUUCAUGGGCGGCCUAUGCCAGUGCUUGGUCACCCUCAGAGGCAACAAGCGUUCCCUGGUGUUUGUCUCUGGUCCUGUCACUGGGUGACAUGGAGAAGAGCCUGGCUCUGUCUUUUUUUUAUCCUCCCUUCGUGUAUUUACACACAUUGAUGAGAUCCCCCCCAAGCCUUCUAACGUGAUGUGGCUGGAACAAUGCACACGGUACAGCUGCAGACUCAAGCGAAUUUAAAACUUUCUCUGCAGAAAAUACUACAGGGCUGAUUUUGUUCUUGUCAUUUCUGAGGUUUGUUCCAUACCCCUGCCAGUAACUGGAAGAUGGUAACAGGCCAGUCUUACCAGCUUUACUUUGUUUCUUCUUUGCAAGUACAACCUUUUGCUGAUCAAUGUGGGAUAGGAGAGUUUUUUAUUAUUGUCAAAAUCAUUGGAAAACUAUGUCUUGAUUUUAAGUAUGGAAACGGCCUGUUUUCAUAAAGGCCAAAUUUCAAUGCCAAACUUAUGUUUACAGAAUUAGGAGUCAAAGGAUCACAGUCUGAAAGUGAUUCUAAGAAAAGUGUCACCCCACUGAAGAUCUACUUAGUGCCUAAAAUUCUCUCUCUCCAGAAUUUUUGAGGUCCUGUUUCUGCUGCUCUUGAAGUGAAAAUAUUUUAACUCACUAGAAAUAUAGUGAGCUGAUCUGUAUGAACUUGAGCACUUGUGUAUAUUGGUAAUAAUUCAUUCAGACAAAUGUUAGAAUUCUGUGCUGACUGAAAGCGGGGCAUGCAUGGAGUGAUAAUGCGGCAAUAAUGCACAUUCUCUAUGUGCUUCAUUUGUUUUCAAACCCUUUGAGAAUGAACUGGAUUUGAAUCUUGUAGAUAAAAAGAGCAGUGAUCAAUAAGUGUGUAGGAGCAUUGUGGGUUAGCUUUAUAAUGAUUUUUCUUGCAUUUGUGACAAGGGCAAGAAGGUGGUCUGCUUUUCUUCCUUUAAUUUACUUACAUUGGACUAAAGAGAUAAAACUAAGGCUGUGUGCAAAUGCCUAUUUACAUUGCUUGGUGCCAGUGGAGUUACUCUGGUAUGAAACUGGUAGAAGAGGAGAAAAUCAUUUCUAAGGAGAGAUACUUCGGACCAUAUAAGCCUUUAUUUUAGCUGUCUUAGAACGUUAGACUAUUAAGGCAGCUUAGUUUUCAAAGCACUCUGGGGCAAGGAACUGUGGCGGGUCACCACUGAUCAGUUGAUAUAAUUGACCAAGUCUCUUUUUACCAUCACCUGAAGCGCCCGGACCUCAGGGCGGCCAUAAGGCCUCCAGUGAAUGGCACGGACUGAGGAUUUCUGUGCUGAAUACAGCUGGCUCUGCAGUAUCAUUUUAGUGCCCUUUGGCAAAGGGCAUAACCUGAGAUGUAAUGGGGAAAAAAAACAAGUCAGGACUGAAGCUUCCAGUCAAAACCAUUUUCCUGACUUUGUUUUUUCUUCAGCACAGACUGUUGUGUAUAGUACAGAGGACUUUUACAGGUUCCUGAAUUAUUUCGUCCAAGAUGCUGAAGUUGUCAGUACAUUUUUGUGCCCUUAAAAUUAAGAGGGUAGUUAGAAUUCCUGCCUGUUUACCUGCUGUUUAAUUAGUAACGUAUAAUAUAUAGAAGCACCAAACAGCAUGAGUAGCAAAGGGUAUUAGGAAGACAGGUUAGCCAGGAAAAGGGAACUAGAAAUUAUUGAGCUGAGGAUGCUGGCAAAGAAGUGGUGCUCAAAGCAGCUUUCUGGAGGAACAGCCCCAGUCAGGUUUGAAUUUGGGUGAUGUGAGCUGUAGAACUGGCAGGUGUAUCUGACAUACGCGGCUGUACCAGCAACUACCUGCAGGAUGGGAUCACCUGGAAAAAGAAAAAAAAAAUUACAUUAUGUUUUUUCUAAUUGAAAUCUCGCUCCUUCUGUUACUCUCUAGAGUGCAAAAGUGGGUUGGGUUGGUUCUUUUUCAUCUGCUUUUGCCCAUAAGGGAAAAAGCAGAAAUACCAGGCAAACUGAGUUCCCAUCUGUCCCAGUAGUUUGUGCCAUACAAUAGCAGAACAGGUUUGCUCUGAUGAUACACACAGGGCUGCUGUGAGAGCAGCACGUCUGUGGUCCUAAUGCCCCCAUAUAUCCAUGGAGAACCAACAAAAUGAGACUAUGUUCGCCCUUUUGGAGGGGAGAGUAAGGGGUAGAGGACGGACAAAUUGCCAGCAUCUACUGGAUCUUCAGUGACAGAAAAUUAGUUUGAAAAACAGCUUUAUAUGAAAAAUUACAGGAGGGCAUGGUGAAGGGGAGAAAAUGGAAGCAUUUACUUUAUGCACCUUUUAAUUCUAAAGUUGCAGAGUCAUUUUAACAGUAAAUUCUCCUGAACUAAGUUCAGGCUGAUUGCUUGAUGAAAAAUGCUAUAACCCCUCUUGUAAGAUGAUGCUACAACCCUACUUCUGCUGCAAUCUUCUGCUGCAAUUGAAGUAAAAUUCUUUGUAAUGUUUAAAUGUUCUAAGUCUAAAUAUAUUAGACGUGGAAAACAUCAGACCCCAGAAUUAUGUUAUUACUGAGCUUUUUGUUUUGAAGUCAUGCUAAGUCAAUCACAAGUAAUGCUGUCAUAACCUUCCAUAAUUCCCAGAACCCGUUUUAUCCUCCAAGUUACAUGAAUGCAUUGACAAUGUGUAUUAUUGUUAAAUUCAUGCCCAAUUUUUUCUUUAUAAAAGGGUUUGGUAGAUUUUUACACAUCUUUAUUUUGUGCCUCCCACCUUUGUGCAUUUCUGCAUGGUCAAUUCUAAAACUCACUCAAGCAGCUGAUGCAUAUGUACAUAGUUGUAUGUAUGUGUGUAUGAAUGUAUAUGUUUAUACCUAUCUGUCUAAAUCUAUUAUGUACAGUGUAUAGAAAGUGGGUAGUGUAUGUAUAUAUGUACAGAUCUGUAGCCAUGUAUUCAUAGUGUUCUAUAUGUUAAAGCUUUUCAUUCAUUUGCUAAUCCAGAGCUUCCUAGUUUUCAUUUCUUAGCCCAAACUAAGCCUCCCUUAAGAAGGUGAAUCCUGAUGAUUUUCAGAGCUUUGCACCUUUUUCUAAACCCAGCCUGAAUUUAGUAUUCAGAGCUGACAAUUAUAUUCCAUGAAUUUUCUGGCUUUUACAUGACUCCCUUUGGUUUUUCUCAUUUGACGUGUAGAAGUGUGCCAGCAAACAGUUAAUUGAACACACAGUGUCUAUUAAAAAUGAAUUAAUAAAUAAAUAACUACAGUUAUAAUAAAUAACUUCAGAACAUAAUUCCCUGUUUUCAAUAGUUACUCAUUCUCCUUCAGCCAUCUGAGAGACUUUUUUGUAGGUUUAUUUUGCAGUGAAACUUGGUAAGAGAUUGAUUUUUUUUAAUUUUUUUUUUUUUUUAAGUCUUCAGCGAUGGCUAAUUGGAGAAAAACAAGUUGCCCUCUAUCAUUGAACUGCAGCACACAGAACAGGCUGUAAUGGAUGCUGUUUAAGAAAUCAAUGCUUAUAUUGCCAUAUUGAUAACAUGAAAACAAACUGUUAUUUUUAAAAAAACUGUGUCCUCUGAUCAAUGAAAUAACAAUGUUUCUGUUACAGCAGUUAUUAAACAAGAGGGAGACUGCAGUUUGCUUCUUAAGAAGCAUGAAGACUUACUUAGGAUUUUCACUAUGCAUUUCAAUUGUGUAUUCACUUUCCAAAGUUAUUCUCUCUCUCAUCUAGCUUAAACUAGACAAAGCUGGUUAGUUCAUCUAGUUGUUGGAAUAAUGCCUAUGCUCGUGUUCUUUCCUUUCCCAAAACUGUGAUCUGUGCAGAUUGUGGCCAGUGUGGGUGAGGUGCACAUUGCUCCCGUGGGAGCUGGGCCCAUGGAGCAUUUAUGAAAUGAGACAUGCAGUAAGACAACUAUUACUCAUAGGGAGUAUUCAAACAUUGAAAUCAUCAAAAUAGAAGCAAUUUUUGUUCCUUGUCCCUUCUGAUGACUUAAGUUACAAAGAAGCUGCCUAUAGAAGUCAUUCUAUUAACUCGGGUCGUUUAAAAAAGCAUUUCACAGACCGUGUAGGGGAGUAGGUCGGGAAGUCUUGUUUCCAUCAUAUUGAAAACGUAUAGUGGAAUUUCCCGGGCAUUUAUUUCCACUUUUUGUCCUCAAUGUGGCAAAGACCUGUGUAUGUUUAAGCAGAUGCCAGUUAACACAGUGUGAGCUUCUCGCAUGCUUGAAGUCAAACACAAGGCUUGGAGUCAGGUCCUCUGCUUGUGAAAUCUCCACUAUGGAAAGAGCUCAUAAGUGUUGGUAAGCUUUUGUUUCAAAUGUAGAAAAAAACCUGUAAAACAUUGAUUUUAACAUUUCAAACCUUAUUUUUGAAAUUUUCAGCAGGAAAAUUACUUAAAUUAAUGGCAGGAAUUCUUGUGAGAGAUGGUCCUCCUGUGGUGUCUUGACAAUCAGCACUGUUUGAAUGCAUGGUUUCCUAUUUAAAGGCUGAGUAGAAAUAUGAAUGUCCAUUAACACGGUACUGCAGUAACAUUUUUAAAGAUGAGGAAGCAAAUUGCGUAUUGAUCAGGAUUGAAUCUGGUUAAAAAUUCAAUUGUGAAUUUAGAGAAAGAGCAUAUUUUUCAGUUGUGAACUGGGUUUAUAUACAUUUGAAUCGUUUGUGUUCUGAAAGACAAAAUGGGCUCGAAUUUAAGUGGCAAUAAAGGUUCUGUUGUAAUAUUUCGUGGGAACUGUGGAAUGUGAACUCAGCUUUCUGUAUCUGCACAGAAAGCAAAAGUCUGAGAAGCCCAGCAAUUGCCAGGCAUCUCACGCCCCUCAAUACCUGCCUUCUCAUACAUUUUUUUAUUUAUCUUACAUAAAUGGUAACAAGGCACAGGGCCAUUUUAAAAUAUUUUCAAUGAUUGUGGUUUAAAAGUGGGACUGAAUAAAUUUCAAAUAAAAAGGAUAUUCUCUAAGAAGAAAACAUCUUACAGAGCAUAAAUGUUAAAUUUCUUAUAUGUGGAAUCAACAUUAAAUCUGAGACUAUUUUUAAUAAUUAAUCUGUACUCCAAAAUAGAUUGCAAGGCAGUGUUCAAGCAGGUUCAUAAGUAAAAACUGCUCAAUGUGUAAGUGUUCUAUCUGUUUGGCAUACCAGGGACUUCUGAGCUCCCACAAAAAUAGCAGUUUUU
Molecule: messenger RNA, 10715 nt
Organism: Cuculus canorus (common cuckoo)
Lineage: Eukaryota; Metazoa; Chordata; Aves; Cuculiformes; Cuculidae
Gene: NR2C2
Product: nuclear receptor subfamily 2 group C member 2
Exons: 12
Coding region: 700-2238 (512 amino acids)
Biological process (GO): positive regulation of embryonic development; cell differentiation; positive regulation of transcription by RNA polymerase II
Molecular function (GO): RNA polymerase II cis-regulatory region sequence-specific DNA binding; zinc ion binding; nuclear receptor activity
Source: RefSeq, a predicted model, not a curated record